AUGAUCAGCAGCAGCAGCAGUAGCAGCAGCAGCAGCGGUAGCAGCAGCAGCAGUAGCAGCAGCAGCAACAGAACAAUCAGCAGCAGCAGCAGCAGCAGCAACACGAUCACCAGCAGCAGCAGCAGCAGCAGCAGGACGAUCACCAUCAGCAGCAGCACGAUCAGCACUAUCACCAUCACAACCAGCAGCAGCAGCAGCAGCAGCAGCACCAUCACCAGCAGCACAAGCAGCAGCAUCAUCAUCACCAGCAGCCGCCGCAGCAGCAGCAGCAGCACCAGCAGCAGCAUUGUCACCAGCAGCACCAGCAGCAGCAGCACCAACACCACCACCAUCACCAGCAGCACCAGCACCAUCACCACCACCAGCAGCAGGAGCAGCAGCACCAGCAGCAGCAGCAGCAGCAGCAACAGCAGCAGCAGCAGCAGCAGCAGCAUACCUAGAUAG
Eimeria mitis is the source of this 444-nucleotide messenger RNA. RefSeq lists its product as uncharacterized. Bases 1 to 444 code for a protein of 147 amino acids. NCBI's taxonomy places the organism in Eukaryota, Apicomplexa, Conoidasida, Eucoccidiorida, Eimeriidae. The transcript has a single exon. The record is from RefSeq and is a predicted model, not a curated record.